Molecule: messenger RNA, 5323 nt
Organism: Nasonia vitripennis (jewel wasp)
Lineage: Eukaryota; Metazoa; Arthropoda; Insecta; Hymenoptera; Pteromalidae
Gene: Glg1
Product: Golgi apparatus protein 1
Exons: 13
Coding region: 755-4183 (1142 amino acids)
Cellular component (GO): Golgi membrane
Molecular function (GO): fibroblast growth factor binding
Source: RefSeq, a predicted model, not a curated record
ACGUACAUGCAAACUCGUAGUCGCGUCGCGCGCGAUCACUCCGAGCAGUCCGAGCGAUAAGCGCGAAACAAGUGUCUCACUGCGCUCGCUGUACCGUACCGUACACACUGCACAACACGACGAUUCGCGGAAGACUCUCUCUCUCUCUCUCUCUCUCUCUCUCUCUCUGUCUCCGUCGCGAGUGCUCGCCUGAUGCAUAGCAAUAGUCGCGUCCGCCCGCCGCAGAGCAGUAUGUAUAAUAUACAGUAUACACCUAUACACGGCAGAGAAGUCCGGGCGAAAAAGCCGGUUCUUACGCCAUUGCAAUAAGUGGAGAGCAAAACGGAGCGCGAUAGGAAUAAUCGUGACGUCCUCCUCCUCUUCUCCAGUGCGGACAGUCGGCCACUAGCGACUAGUACGUACUAGUUAUAGUACCCUGUAACUACUACUUCUAGCGACGAAUAUAGACUUGGUAUAGAAGGACGCUAUAUAACCCCACACGAAGAGCAUACGACGAGCGUACGUAUAGGUACAUACAGCCAGAUACAGCGCACUCUUGAGCUUGUUUACACGGUCCAGUGGAGAGGAUACGCGCAUUAUCAUCGUCGCUCUCUCAGCAGUCUCAGCUCCAGUCCGCAUUUAAUCGUCAUCAUGCCAGUAGUGACGACUGCCGGAGAGCUGACUGCGCUCUGUCGCGGAGAUUAAGCCGUUUUCCGGGACACGAUCCUCUUCAUCUGUCAUCGCCGCCACGCCGACAGCUAUUGUCGCAGAAAAAAUGACGCGCCUCGCAGUGCUGUUGCCGUUGCUGCUGCUCUCGACGCUCUGUUCCGGGUCGUACGUUACGGGCGGCGGCGACGUGCUCUACGUCGAUGUCAACGACACUCCGGAAGUACACUGGCUCGUCAGCCACAAGGAUAACGAGAUCGAGGACAGCACCGACAGGGGCAAGGUGGUGCGCAGCAAGAGGAGCCCCAAGCAGCCACCACCCAAGUACAGCAAGCCUGUGAGCACUGGUCAGUUCGAGCUGAUCAAACCCGAGGCAUGCAGGGAAAGGCUCCGGAGGCUGUGCAGUGUCAUGGACAAGGAAAUGGAUGACCUCUUCUUUCUGGAGUGCAUUCAGACCUUCAAGCCAAAUGAGGUUUCCGGACUCGAUGACGGCUGUCAAAACUCCAUAUACAAUUAUAUUAGAAUUGUAACCAACAAUGAGAAUAUCGAUAAAAUGACAAAAGAAGAGUGCGGCGAUUCGCUCGAUAGUUUAAACUGCCCAAAGACAGCUCCAGGAUCUUAUUUGAAUUGUCUAGUGGAAAAGAGAGAAAAAGUGGCUGAUUUGCAAUGCUCUGAUUAUAUUCAGCGACUUGAUUGGGUUGUCAAUGACUUCAGAAUCAUCAUUGCUUCUUUCCUUCCUGAGUGCCAGAAUGACGUUGAUAAAUUCCAAUGUGGUAGAAUUCAACCGUACAAAGACAUUUUACAAGGGCAAACAUUGGCAUGUUUGCAGCAGCACCUCAACAAGCUGGAACCGGUCUGCAGAAAACAGAUUCUACAUGUAACUGAGAUUCAAGCAGAUAAUAUCAUGUCUGAUAGACAAUUGUAUCUUGCCUGUUCUCAAGAUCACAUAAAGUUUUGUCCCAACAUUCGACCAGGCAGUGGACACGUUUACAAAUGUCUCAUGCAGCAUAGACUUGACAGAUCCAUGACAAGAGAGUGUCAGGAUCAAUUAUUGAGAAGGGAGAAAUUGAUUGCUUCAGAUUAUAGAGUCAGUAAGGGUUUGGUAAGAGCUUGCAAAGAGGACAUAAAAAAUUACCGCUGUCGUAAAAAUGUAUCAGAUGACAAGGACAUCAGACUUGCUCAAAUAUUACUCUGCUUGGAAUCAGCUGUAAAGAAUGGCAGCAAAGUAACGAGAGAAUGUCAAGUUGAAAUGUUCGAUCACAGAAAAAUACUCAUGGAAGAUUACAGAUUGUCACCUGAGAUAGUAAACUACUGUGCCAAUGACAUUCAAACAUUUUGCAAUAAUUUAGAAGUUGGCGGAGCUACUAUUCACUGCUUGAUGGAAUACACGAGAAUUAGGAAGAGAAAGGCUAGGGUAUCUGCUGUAUGCCAAAGAGCUUUGGAAAAUUUGAUCAAGGAAACUGAUGCUGGAGAAGAUUGGAGAAUAGAUCCAGUUUUGAGAGAAGCAUGCCAGCCUGUCGUUGAUAUUGCUUGCAAAGACGUUCAAGGUGGAAAUUCCAGGAUAAUAUCUUGUUUGAUGGACAAACUGGGAACUGAUAAAAUGAUUGAUUCGUGUGAAACAGCUCUUGUCCAAAUCCAAUAUUUUAUAUCUAGAGAUUAUAAACUGGAUCCCCAGUUAUACAGAGCAUGCAAAGCAGACGCAGUGAACUUUUGCCAUGCCAAAAACGCUUGGUCCCCGGAUGGAACUCAGAUGGAUGCUGAAAGAGGUCCACUCGUUUUACCUUGUUUGUACAGAUAUGCUUAUCAUCCACAGAAAAAUAUGACGUUGAAAAAAGAAUGUUUGGAUGAAAUAAGACGAGUAAUGAGACAAAGAGCAGUAAACGUUGAUCUUCAGCCUGAAAUUGAGGAGGUCUGCCUAGAAGACUUGGCGUCGUUCUGUUUUGAUAAGACUGCAAAAGGAGAAGAGAUUUUAUGUUUACAAGAUAAGUUUGAUAGCUUGAAUCGAGAUUGUAAGUUAGCUGUAGGAAACUUUACGGAGGAACAAGCUGAAAGGAUCGAAUUGAACCCUAUUAUUUCAACAGCAUGUCGUCAUAUGAUGGAAAAACACUGUGAAGAUGUUAUAAAGUAUGGCAAGGAUGAAGGAGAUAUGAUGGAGUGCUUGAUUGAGCAUAAAAGCGAAAUAGAUACUAGGACUGACAGUAAAUGUAAAGCAGCUGUUGAACAUUUCCAACUAAUAUCGCUUAAAAAUUACCAUUUUACAUUCAAGUUUAAGGAAGCUUGUAGACCAAUGGUAACAAGAUACUGCCCUGACUCAAAAACAAAAGCUGAAGUGAUUAGUUGCCUGAGCGAGAAAAUGCAAAAAGAUAUAAUACGUGGUUCAAAGCAUAGAAUUUCGAGAGAGUGCAGACAGCAGCUCAAAGCUCAGUUGUAUCAACAAAAAGAAAACAUCAAAUUUGAUCCAAAAUUGCACAAAACAUGCGCUGAAGAAAUUAAACAAAAUUGCGCCAAGGUUGAGCCUGGCAACUCUCGGAUUUUAGAGUGCCUUGCAGCUAACAAACCAAAAUUAGGAGAAGCUUGCCAUGCGCUAUUGUUUAAAAUAAGAACUCAAGAAUUUGUAGAUAGUUCUGUCGACUUUGCUCUUCUCAAUGCCUGCCAUACAAUGGUUAGGCAAUUUUGUCGUCAAUCUGAUGGUGCUUUGGACUGCUUAAAGCAACACAAAGAUGAUGCGAUGUUUGACGAUAAAUGUAGAACAUUUGUCAUUAACAGAAUGGCUGAGCAAAAUACUGAUUAUAGAUUUAAUGUAGCAUUGCAACAGUUUUGUUCCUCGGAUAUCGACAGGCAUUGUAAACAGAUUAUACUAAACGAACCCAAAAAUAAAGAAUUGGAAGGUAAAGUAAUCGAAUGCUUGAAGAUCAAAUUUAAAGAAUCAAAACUUACCAUUAAAUGUGAGCACCAAAUGGAAACUAUAUUGAGGGAAGCAGCUCUUAAUUACCAUCUCAAUCCUCUGAUCGUUGCAUUGUGUGCUGAAGAGAUUGAUAAAAUGUGCAAAAAAGAUGACGAUAAUAAUUCUCCUGGUAAAGUUGAAGAGUGCCUGAAAACUCAAUUUAACGCAGACAAUAAGGAAAUGAAGGAAGCAUGUCGCAUACAAGUGGCGGAAAUGCUGGAAGAAGCCAAGGCUGAUAUCAACGUCGAUCCACUUUUGCAAAAAGCCUGUGCUGUCGACGUAAGCAAAUACUGCGGUAUGGUGCCACAAGGAGCAGGAAGACAGCUCAAGUGUCUACAGAAUGUAUUGAAAAAUGAAGAGAAACUGUUGCUGCCUGAUUGUUAUAAAAUGUUAAGUACUAGGAUUGAGAUGUUCAAAAAUGCAGACAAGUUGGCAGCCCCUGAAACGUUUGAAGAGUUGUAUGACUCGGUCAGCCGAUCGCCAGCUAGCCGAUACUUCUUCAUCAUCGCUUUCACGAUGGUCGGCUUCAUCUUCAUUACCGGUAUGUGCUGUGGCCGUGUGUCGCGUCGAACGAUGCUCAUGAAGAACAAAUGAUCGAUGAAAUGUGGAUUCGUUGGCCAAGUUAAACUCGUAUGCAUGAACAUUAUCAAGUUGCAAUCCUUGUGCGCUCGCAAAUCUAGCGAAUAAUAUAAGCCCGCGUUAAUCCAAUUUGCGUGACUAGGACACAGGAAAAAACAAUACAGAAUUUUCGAAUAACCUCUUGGCAAUACUGUACGAGUUUUCAAAUUUAAAAUAAUGACGAUGCUUUGUUUAACCAGGCAGCAAGUCCGUUUUUUAUUAACUCUAAUAGAAAAUAGAAGCGAUGCGAAUAUAGAAGUAUAUGUCAAGUAUCAACGUCCGAAGGUGCAUGCCGCGAAACUCGAAAGCGAGAUUUGUAUAAAGUUGAUGUAAAUUAUUAUCGAAACAAAAACCAAGAAAUAGGUAUAAAGAACGUCACUGUCGCGAAAAACAAGUCGGACAUGGGAAGGGAGAGAAAGUCACAUCACACAACUGGCUGUUCAUUUAGUAAGCGAUUUUUAUAUAAGAAAAACGAAAGAGAAAAAAUGGUGAACUUGUGAUAUCAAAUAUGUAUAAUAAAAAGUAUCUCAUACGACCAAGAUUAAUUGAUAAAUCAAAAUUUUACCCCGAUUAUAUGUUACCAACUCGUGCGCGCGCGUGUGUGUGUAUACGCGUUCACACGUCGCGCAAACGAUACAAGACGAAAGAAAAAGAGAAUAGGCGCGUCGAGUGUAUAAUAACAGCUACUUGAGCUCGCGCUCGCAUACACACAAGCGCACAGAAUAUCGUGAUGUGAAUUUUAAAAGAGAAGCCGGGUUCAAGUAGGCUUUCUUGCUCAACGUGCGCGUCACAACAAUUUUACGGCUGUAUGUGUGCACGCCAUUUGAAUUGGAAUUUCUAGACGGGAAGAAUGUCAAGGGACCGCCUGCCAUUAAUAAUAAUUGUGAAACGUUUCUCGUAUAGCGCAUCAUCGGUCUCUCGUCGCUGUAAUGUAUUUAUCUAGUUGUAUCGACGCGAUGAUGAUACGUCUACGGCCACGAGAGAAUCUCUGUCGUUUGGGAAUUGAUUGAUUUUUUUGUAAUGUUUUACAAAGUAUGGAAGUUUAUGAUUCUAUAAGGCACGAUUUGUAUAUAUACCACUUUAUUAUGACAAUAUAUAUUGUAUAUUGAUUGAAAA